AUGAAUUCUUCAAGACCUUUGAUCAGUUUUUACAGAAAAUGUUUCUCUGCUGUUUCCAAAAAUCCUUAUACUCAAAAGGCAAAUGCAUCAUCAUAUGUUAAGAAGCCUUCAUCCACAUCAUAUGCUUCGAAGUAUAAAAAGAAUACUUCAACCUCUAGUUCUGCUCCGUCAUUAGCAGCUAAAGCAACUUCAACCACAACUGAAACCACCCCAGGAGAUGAAAUUUUCAACAACGAUCCUUUUUCUGAACCUAAAGAUACCUCAACAUCUUCAGGUUCUUUAGCAAAAUCACCAUUCGAUAACCCAAAACUAUUGAAUACAAUCUUUCCGCAAAAUUUGCAAGAUAAACCAGAACAAUCAGCAUCUCCCUUUGGUAGUGAAAUCAACUGGUCUUCUUCUUAUUAUGGUAUUGGUACUGCACCUUUCCCACCAGAAGCACAAGAAGUUUUAGCUGCACCAUUGGACCCAAAAGAUAUUGAGAUAAAACCUGAUGGGAUCAUUUAUUUACCUGAAAUCAAAUACCGUCGUAUAUUAAACAAAGCAUUUGGUGCUGGUGGCUGGGGUCUCGUUCCAAGAUCAGAAACAAUUGUUACAGACAGCUUAGUUACAAGAGAAUAUGCCUUGGUGUGUUUGGGUCGUUUAGUUAGUAUUGUAAGAGGUGAACAAGAUUUUUUUUCAAAAUCAGGUAUUGCUACUGCUACAGAAGGCUGUAAAAGUAAUGCCUUGAUGAGAGGCUGCAAAGAUUUGGGUAUUGCUUCAGAAUUGUGGGACCCUGUUUUCAUCAAAGGCUUUAAAUCCACAUAUUGUGAAGAUAAAUUCGUUGAACAUGUUACAACCAAAAGGAUGAAAAAACUUUGGAAAAGAAAAGAUAGAACCUAUGAUUAUCCAUACAAACUCGCAACUAAAUGA
Hansenula ciferrii is the source of this 909-nucleotide messenger RNA. It is a transcript of the gene MGM101, whose product is annotated as Mgm101p. Gene Ontology annotation, molecular function: single-stranded DNA binding. Lineage: Eukaryota; Fungi; Ascomycota; Saccharomycetes; Phaffomycetales; Wickerhamomycetaceae. Gene Ontology annotation, cellular component: mitochondrial chromosome; mitochondrial nucleoid. Gene Ontology annotation, biological process: interstrand cross-link repair; recombinational repair. Bases 1 to 909 code for a protein of 302 amino acids. The record is from RefSeq and is a predicted model, not a curated record. The transcript has a single exon.